AUGACUGCUAGAAUACAAUGUAAAGGCACUGCACUUGAUUCGACACAUUCAAAAUUAAAAAGUAGAAAAACGUCAUUGUUUGAAUUUUUAUUUCAUGAUACAUCAGUAUGUGUAAUCAUAUCGACACAAGGUAUUAAUGUUGCUACAUAUACGUUAAGUAAAGAAACAUUAUCAAAAGUUAUCAAAAAUGAUCCAAAAUCACUUGCAUUCAAUCUUAAAGACAAACGUCAACUUAAAUUAUCGAAUAUGGACGAUCCGUCGUUAGUUCAAAAAUUAGAAAAUGCAUUUCAAGAUUUGUUAAACGAUAAUCUCAUUGCAUCAAAUAUGUCUGAAUGUAGUACCGAUCCAAAUGCGAGCUUAAAUUUGUCAUCAAUGAACACGUCAACAUCAUUUUUAUCAUUUAAUUCAAAAAGCAAAUUAAGUAACGAAAAUAAUACGCUACUACCGUCUUAUUCUUCCUCAAUGUCGUUAUCACCAUCAUCAACAAAAUUAAAAACAAGCAAAUUCGAUAAAAUGAAAGAAGAAUUUUCGUAUCAAGAUGAAAAUGAUGAAAAUUCACCACACAUAAAUAAGUCUAUAUCAUUACAAAAUCGCAGUCAAAGAUUCUAUCGUGAAACUUCAAACGCAAACGAACAGUUACAUUCAUCAUCGAUCAAUCACUCAAAUAUCAACCGUAAAAGAACGGCGGAGAUCUCUUCUACACAACCAUUUACAUCCAAAAAUAAUGGAAAUAUGUCUUUGUAUAGUAACACUUGUGCAAAUAACAGUAAUAAAAACAUUAAUAAUACUAGUAAUAUUCCUCGAAUAUUCGAUAAAACGGCCACCAUUACCAUGAACUCAGUUCGCAAACCUUCAACAUCAAAAACAUCCAUAACAACAUUACCAUUUUACUCAAAAUACGAUGAUUACAGUUUUGACGAUUCACCGAAUCGCAAUUACAGUUUUUAUGCGACAAAGUCACUAUCAAAACUAUCAUCCACAACACCAACAUCAUCAUCACCAUUAUCAACAUCAAAUUUAAGAAAAAAAGGAUUAAAAAACAUUGGUAGUACAUGUUAUAUGAAUGCCAUACUUCAAUGUUUAUUAAAUAUUGAUCCAUUUCGUUUUGAUCUUAUGGUGACAAAUCAACAAUUAAUACAAUCAAAGUUAUUAGAAGAUGGUACAAUAUACAUCUGUGUAUUACGUAUAUUAGCAUUGAUGCAACAUCGUUCAUCAACACAAAACAAUUUAACAGACGAUGAACGUAUAUUAGAAUCAACAGCUCUAACAAAUUUGAAAAAAGCUGCCGAAAAACAUUCAGAAAGCUUUUUGGGUUCACGGCAUCAACGGAUUGAUUGA
Messenger RNA from Didymodactylos carnosus, 1338 nucleotides. Lineage: Eukaryota; Metazoa; Rotifera; Eurotatoria; Philodinida; Philodinidae. The record is from the annotation of a GenBank genome assembly.